Messenger RNA from Lentinula edodes (shiitake mushroom), 2683 nucleotides. RefSeq lists its product as uncharacterized. The transcript is spliced from 11 exons. Gene Ontology annotation, molecular function: protein binding; ubiquitin protein ligase activity. NCBI's taxonomy places the organism in Eukaryota, Fungi, Basidiomycota, Agaricomycetes, Agaricales, Omphalotaceae. The record is from RefSeq and is a predicted model, not a curated record. Bases 44 to 2431 code for a protein of 795 amino acids. Gene Ontology annotation, biological process: ubiquitin-dependent protein catabolic process.
CUUCUUACACACCGAGGCAUUUCUACCUACAGCUAGCCAAGCAAUGGCUUCUAAUAGACUCAAUGACCCCGAACAAACUAUUCGAAUAACUCUUCAUGGUGCUACCGGGUUAGCCAAACGCGAUCUCCUUGGUUUACCUGAUCCAUUUGCUGUCUUGACUGUCGAUGGAGAGCAGACCACCUCCACUACGGUCUCUCGAAGGUCACUGAAUCCAACAUGGAAUAACCAUUUUGAUGUUACUGUUCGACAAUCGUCCAUGCUAGCUAUCCAAGUCUUUGACCAUAAGAAAUUCAAGAAACGUGAUCAAGGAUUUUUGGGCGUUAUCAACAUUCCUGCCGCAGAAGCUAUUUCUUUAGCCGCAAAUAAUCAUGAAAUGAUCACGAGAGAUCUUACCAUGUCUAGCAACAACCUCCCUGUGUAUGGAAAGCUGUUGUUCGGAUUCACUUUAACAUCUCGACCUCCUCCACCUACUCCCCGUCUUGCCGACACAAGUUCCUUCCCAAUGCCCGCUGCCGAUACCGCUCAUCUUUCUCCCAACCAUCCUUCGGGCAGUGCUACCCUUGAUCGAAUACGUUCCUCUAGUGUUAUUGCUCGUACAUAUGACAACGAAUUUCCGCGAACGCAGCAUCUAGCAUCUUCGCAAUCUCUCAGACCAAGUUCUAGUAACGCAAAUCUCUCCUCGUCUAUGUCACAGCGGUUUCCACAGCCUGAAGUUGCCGGACGACCUGUGUCAACGGCAGGAGUAACCAAUCCAACGCCAGCAAGAGUCGUGGAAGACAGUGAAGGGAAUCCCCUACCAGAUGGAUGGGAGCGUCGAGUUGACCCUCAGGGAAGGACGUACUACGUUGAUCACAACACACGCUCUACGACGUGGUAUAGACCAACUUCUAGCCAACAAAACAGGACGUCGCAAGUGCCGCAACAAGCUCCUACUAGAAACCCAAGCGCCACUUCUUCGGCUCCUUCUACAACCCAAUCAACCUCCCCGCCGUCUGAAUACAAUGAUGUUCAUCUACCUCUUGGAUGGGAAGAACGCCGGACCCCAGAAGGUCGCCCUUACUUUGUUGAUCAUACCACCCGCACAACGACUUGGGUAGAUCCACGUCGGACUCUAAAUCAAUCAACGGUGGCACCGGCGACCAAUGUUAACUCCAAUUUAGGUCCACUACCGUCUGGAUGGGAGAUGCGUCUAACCUCGACUGGACGAGUAUACUUUGUCGAUCAUAACACUCGAACUACGAGCUGGGAUGAUCCCCGAUUACCAACUAACGUCGAAGAUAACGCUCCACAAUACAAGCGUGAUUACAGACGGAAGGUGGUCUACUUUAGGAGUCAGCCAAAGAUGCGGGUGUUGGCAGGAAAAUGUGACAUCAAAGUGCGACGUACGCGUGUGCUCGAGGAUAGCUUUACGGCCAUCAUGGGACAUACCGGAGAGAACUUGAAACGCAGACUGAUGAUCAGCUUCGACGGAGAAGAUGGAUUGGAUUACGGUGGUGUUUCCAGAGAAUGGUUCUUCCUCCUCUCUCAUGAAAUAUUCAAUCCCAGCUAUGGUUUAUUCGAAUAUUCCGCCCACGACAACUACACCCUUCAAAUUAAUCCUGCUUCUGGAAUAAAUCCAGAUCACUUGAGCUACUUUAAGUUCAUUGGCCGUUGUCUGGGACUAGCAAUAUUUCACAGGCGUUUUCUGGACGCGUAUUUCGUUGCAAGCUUCUACAAGAUGAUGCUGGGGAAGCACAUGACACUCACAGACUUGGAAGGCAUUGAUGCCGAUUUACAUCGGUCGUUAGUAUGGAUGUUGGAAAACGACAUCACGGAUGUCCUUUAUGAAACAUUUACAAGAACAGAAGAUAGGUUCGGCGAGAUCGUAACGAUUGAUCUCAAGCCAAAUGGUGCCGAUAUACCAGUAACGGAGGAGAACAAGAAGGAAUACGUUGAUGCUGUGGUCGAAUAUCGGAUAUCAAAGCGUGUCAAGGAUCAGUUCAAUGCUUUCAUGGAGGGCUUGUUGGAAUUGAUUCCUUUGGAUCUCAUCUCUGUGUUCGAUGAACGAGAGAUGGAGUUACUAAUUGGAGGCAUAUCCGAGAUUGAUAUGGAUGACUGGACCAAAUUUACUGACUACAGAGGAUAUGAAAAGACCGACCAAGUCAUUGAAUGGUUCUGGCAAUGCAUUCGAUCUUGGCCAACUGAACGCAAGUCUCGAUUGUUGCAAUUCACCACAGGCACAUCUCGUGUACCAGUCAACGGUUUCAAGGAUCUUCAGGGAUCCGAUGGUCCUCGUCGAUUUACUAUCGAAAAAUCGGGUGAUCCUCAAGGAUUGCCUCGUAGCCACACUUGCUUCAACCGUCUGGAUUUACCGCCAUAUCAAGACUACCAGAGUUUAGAGACCAAAUUGAUCUUUGCUAUCGAAGAGACAGAAGGAUUUGGUCAAGAAUAAAGUAUUCUGUUAUUGUAUCUGUGCCAUCGACAUUGUUUUCUACUUUCAUGUUUUGCCUCACAUAUGUAUGUUUGCUCUCCCGUGUUUUUCAUUCGACUGUCAGUGUCUUUGUACAUCACGGGUUUGAAUAUAAUCGGUGUAUCUGCGAUUGUGAAAGAGCAUCCAUAUUCUGACACUGAUAUGCACAAAUGCGCUGUGUAUAACGCGUAUAACGCGGACCCUGGUUGUUUUUCAAUUAUGGUCACCUUUCCG